Molecule: messenger RNA, 2979 nt
Organism: Anopheles stephensi (Asian malaria mosquito)
Lineage: Eukaryota; Metazoa; Arthropoda; Insecta; Diptera; Culicidae
Product: ATP-binding cassette sub-family G member 1
Exons: 12
Coding region: 724-2562 (612 amino acids)
Cellular component (GO): plasma membrane
Molecular function (GO): ATP hydrolysis activity; ABC-type transporter activity; ATP binding
Source: RefSeq, a predicted model, not a curated record
UCCUUGUUUUGGUGUAUAACGAUGAUCUUAGCUGGUGCCGAGACGGAGCACCGUAUGAUCGAUUUUUAUUCUCCUACAAAACGGCUUUCUGUGACGCCAAUCUCCGCGAGGCGGGAACUCGGUAGCUGCUAGGAUAUGCCAGUGCGCAAUUCGUUCGUAGGAAAAUUUUUCACUAACGGCAGCGACACACCACCGAUUUGAUCGAUUCCUUCGCUGGCGUCCCAGUUGCCCCAGGCGGGGAUGAUGGUUUGAUGCCGUUUACGUAAAAAAGCUGUUUGCACUUGAUCAUAGAUUGUUGCUGUACGCGCGGGUUCGGCCUGGCCAGUCUGAAUUAGUAGAACCAGUUCCACGGGCUCACCCUUCGGUAGGGGAGAUUGCGAGUGUUCUCGGGCUAAUAGAUUCAGCGUUUCUCUUUUCCCUGCUACUGUGGUGCCGCCAGAUUCGCAAGUACGCGUCAGCAUUUUCAGUAUUCGUAAUGAACAUUCCGUCCAGUGUUAAGACUUGUGUAGUGGUUGCGGAUUUAUAGACUCGCCAAGUGAAUCUGCCAGUGAUAGCUGCGGCUGUUAUAUCUCAGUGAUAGAUGGUAAACAUUCCGAAAGCAACAAGUGACCAGUGACGGUAUAGUGUACCAGUUGAAUUCAACCAGUUUGAUUCGCACGAUCGUUGCUGUUCGAAAAGCCCAUAUACGUCCCCAAAAGCUAACAAGCCAGUCCUUCGCGCGCAAUGGAUGUCACCUUUGACAACAUCACCUAUACGGUAUCCACCGGCAAACGAGAAAAGAAAACCGUCCUCAAUGGCGUUUCGGGACGGUUUCAGUCGGGUGAGCUGACCGCCAUCAUGGGUCCGUCCGGUGCAGGCAAAUCUUCCUUACUGAACAUCCUUACCGGUUACACGACACAGGGAGUUAAGGGAACGCUUGCGUUCGGCAGCAGUGGCAGCACAAAUCGCAAGCUGUGCAGCUACAUUCUGCAGGAGGACUAUCUUCAGCCACUCUUCACCGUGCACGAGAUAAUGCUGAUGGCCUGCGAUCUGAAGGUUUCGUCCGACAGUCUUAACCACAGCGAAAAGCUACGGCUGGUUGACAAAAUUCUCGACACGUUACAGUUGAGCUACUGCAAGCAGACGCGCUGUGGCAGUUUGUCCGGUGGCCAACGGAAGCGUCUAUCAAUCGCACUGGAGCUUAUCGAUAAUCCGCCAAUCCUAUUUCUGGACGAACCGACCACCGGGUUGGAUAGCUCAUCAUCGCUGUACACCAUCAAACUGCUGCAGGGGUUGGCCCGCGAAGGGCGUACCAUCGUGUGCACGAUCCAUCAGCCAUCUGCAACGGUUUACGAAAUGUUUGACCACGUGUACGUGCUGGCUGAGGGCCACUGCGUCUAUCAGGGCUCGGCCCUGAACACCGUACCGUACCUGCGCUCGGUCGGGCUCCACUGUCCAGCGUAUCACAAUGCGGCCGAUUACUUGCUCGAGGUCACCAACAAGGAGUACGGUAACUUCACCAAAGCGCUGGCAAAGGCUGCAACCGAUCCGAGCUGGCGGCUGGGCCCGCUAGUUCCGGUGGUGGAUCGGCUGGCCGUUGGGGUACCGGUCAGCCCGCCGGCCUAUGACAGCAAUCACAACGACGCCAUCUAUCAGGGCCACCGGAAGGAAGUGGAACCGCUGACCGUAACGGUGAAGCAGCUGCCGGCCAAGCUGGACCAGCAGCAGCACCAACAGCACCGACCGUCCGAGUUUGCCAAACUGUUGAUCCUGAUGAAGCGUUCCAACAUUCAGCUGUACCGUGACUGGACGGUGACACAUCUGAAGCUGUUUGUUCACAUCGUGUGUGCCAUCGUGAUUGGAUUGCUGUUCGGCGAUUCGGGAAUUAACGCAACGAAAUCGAUCUCGAACGUGGCCUCGUUUCUGGUGCACAUACUGUACCUGUGGUACACGACACUGAUGCCCGGCGUACUGAAAUAUCCGUACGAAAUGAAUAUCUUGAAGAAGGAAUCGUUCAACCGGUGGUACAAAAUACGAACGUAUUUCGUGGCUUCCAUGCUGACGUCGCUACCAGUCCAGAUCUUCUUUUCGAUUGUUUACGCCUCGAUUGUCUACGCGAUGACGUACCAACCGUGCGAGCUGGAGCGAUAUCUCAUGUUUACGGCCGUGCUGGUGCUCAACACCAUCGUUGCCGAUGGGUUCGGUCUGUUUCUGGGCACGUUCCUGAACGAAAUCAACGGAACGUUCAUCGGUGCCAUCAUGACCUGCUUCAUGUUUGUGUUUUGCGGUUUUCUCAUCAUGUUCAGCCACAUGUCGGAUGCGAUGCGGGGCAUCAGCUACCUUUCGUCCCACCGCUACAGCUUCGAGGCCCUCGUGCUGACCGCCUACGAUGACAGCCGGACCGACCUGGUGUGCCCGAAGGACGAGAUGUACUGUCAUUACGUGAAAGCCAACACGAUACUACGGGAGCUGGGUGUGGUGUCCGGCAACUAUCUGUUCAACGUGGUAACGCUGGUCGUGCAUUUCGUUGCAAUUAAGGUGGUCGGUUUCUGGACGCUGAAGCGCAAGCUGAGGAUGGGCUGAAGUGAAAUGGUUCGUGAUAGUAAACACACACACGCACACACACAAAUACAUGCAGGGGAAUACACACAGCAAAUAAAUACAAAUACACACAUACACACACACACACGACUUAAGCACGGGUAGCAAGUCAUACCGGCGUGCCGGACCAGGCUCCAGGUACUGGUUGGCUGGCAUGGCUGGAGUAUGGUGCAGCAGUAGCACUAGCAAAACCCUUAAGUGGAAUGGAUUGUGAUUAAUAUUUCGUUGUACAUGUUUGGUACUUUAACGUUUUAAUAUGCUUCAUACGUGUGAAGCGGUGUACAUUGAGGAUAUAUACUAGUGAUCAAAAGCCGGCUCGACUUUUAAUUCCAGCCGCUCGUUAUCUGCACGGAUAAGGAGAGCAAACGCAUUAAAGAGGUACAAAUGGAAAUGUUCAAA